Messenger RNA from Labrus bergylta (ballan wrasse), 3160 nucleotides. RefSeq names its product serrate RNA effector molecule homolog (Arabidopsis) (gene srrt). NCBI's taxonomy places the organism in Eukaryota, Metazoa, Chordata, Actinopteri, Labriformes, Labridae. The record is from RefSeq and is a predicted model, not a curated record. Gene Ontology annotation, cellular component: nuclear body. Gene Ontology annotation, biological process: primary miRNA processing; mRNA processing.
UAAAAUGACCUAUCUAAACAGUUCAAGCCUGGUCCUAUGGUGGGUGUCUCGUGGUGUACACAGAUAGUGUUGCAAGAUAAACAUUUGCUAGUUACCAUGGCAACAUUAUACUCUACCUUCAUGUGAGGCUUAUAACAAAUCUCGUGUUCUUAACAAGCGAGCCCAUUGGCAACUACACCCAUGUACGAGGACCAGGCCUAAACUCCUCGUUUGUUUAUUACCUUUUGAUACAGUAUUUAUAUUGACAGAAGAAUCUCAACCCAAAUUCAUCGCGCAUAUUACUCCUUUUAUUUAUUGUUAAAUUGACUUAGCUGAGACAGAAGGCGUUGAUUAAACUUCUUCCUGCCACAGUGACUCAGCAGGUCAGAAUCACAGCGUUGCAUUCUUCCUAUGUCCUGCAGCAAUUUGAGUAAACAGCUCUUUAUUCUUUUUAUUUACAAACAGCUUGCUCUGAUUGUUUGGGUUGAUUUUCUUUUCAUUUGGCUUUUUAACUUUUACAAAAUUGCAAAGUUGUUUAAUGCCUGUUAAUGCUUAUGACACUUAUUUCACAGGUGUCAUGCAAUCUUGUUUUGCUUGAUAUAACCAAUUCCCUCCCCCCCUUCAUUUCCCACUACUACGAGGAGAAACAGUGGAGCGCAUCAGCAAGAAUCGGUCUUAGACAGCAAGGGCAGCACUGCGCACAAUGCAGUGCUCUUAGACUCACAGUACCAGGGAUUUUAGAUAGACAGUCAAGUACACUAUCGCGCGCGGAGACCUUUUUUUUUUCUUCUUUUAUGCUUUUUUCUACACCAUUUUCUUUUUAUAUUCGGAUCAAAUCGAAUCCCAAAACCGAAUUUGUGUGUACAGACACCAUUGGGGUGAAGUGGAGCGCAGUUUCACAGAAGAGACCCCCUCUCUGUAUUUAUAUGUUAAUAAACUGGCAGAGCGAAAGGUUCAGGUCCAAGUAUCACCCAGACGAGGCCAGCAGGCUGAAGGCAGAGGCUCAGAGCGCCCUGCACAACCGGCUCAAUGUCUUCAUGUUCCUGAUCGAGAACAGCUGGUUUGAUAAUGUCUCCCUGGACAUCGAACAGACCCCGGCCAUCAUCAAGGUUCUGGACGCAGCUGUGAUAAAGAUGGAGGGAGGUACUGAUCAUGACCUUCGCAUUUUGGACCUGCCAGCUGAAGAGGAGGAAGAGAGGGAGAAGUCCACAUCAGUUUCAGGAGGCGGUGACCCUCCCAAGAGAGAAGACGUCAAAACCUCAGACGGAGACCGGAAACCUUCUGUGGAGAAAGACAAGAACGAGAAGGAGGAGAGUAACUGUGCCAGCCCAGAGAAAGCUGCUGCAGCAGAGGAGGGGGAGGAUGUGAAGGAAGAGGCGGAGAAAGAAGAUGCCAAAGACCAAUUGCCUGAACCCAAAAAACCGAGAAGAAAGAGGAAGCGCAGUGGAGACAGUGACGAUGAAGGCAGCGCCUCCGAGAGCGACUCUGACUCGGAUUCAGACUCUAACUCGAACUGCUCUGAUAAACCUGUGAAGAAGGAAGCGGUAGAAGACAAGGAUGACGAGGAGGAGGAGGAGGAAGAAGGCGAAGAAGAGACACCAAAGGAGAAUGCCGAAGAGGACAAGAAAGAAGAAAAGAAGCCCAAAGACGACUCUCCCAGACCGCGGCCUCUGCACAGGACCUGCUCCCUGUUCAUGAGGAGCAUCGCCCCCACCAUUUCCAAGGCUGAGAUAAUAGCUCUUUGCCGGCGGUACCCUGGAUUUCUGCGUGUUUGCUUGUCUGACCCCCAUCCAGAGCGCAGGUUUUUCAGACGUUGCUGGGUGACGUUCGACCGCAGCGUUAACAUCAAAGAGGUUUGCUGGAACCUUCAGAAUAUUCGACUGAGAGACUGUGAACUAGCACCCGGGGUGAACAGGGACCUGGCCCGGAGGGUGCGUAACGUUAACGGCAUCACUCAGCACAAGCAGGUGCUCCGCAAUGACAUCAAGCUGGCUGCCAAGCUCAUCCAUGCCCUGGAUGAGAAAGGAGACCUGUGGAGCAACAAGGAGGAGGGGCAGAGUGCAGAGCGGCCAGCUCAGAACCCCAUCCUGAAGAAUAUCACAGAUUACCUGAUAGAGGAGGUGAGCGCUGAGGAGGAGGAGCUGCUUGGUUCUGGGAGCGGGAUGGAAUCUGAGGAGAGCGUCAAGGAGGGAAACCCUGCUGAGACCACGGUGGAGAGGGACGACAAGCUAGCCAAGGUUUUGGAUCGGCUGCUCUUGUAUCUGCGAAUUGUGCAUUCAAUUGACUACUACAACACCUGUGAAUACCCCAGUGAGGAUGAAAUGCCAAAUCGCUGCGGCAUGAUCCAUGUUCGUGGACCCAUCCCUCCCAACCGCAUUGCACAUGGAGAAGUGCAACAGUGGCAGAAGAUGGUAGAGGAGAAGCUGAGUCCUUUGUUUAGCUUAAAAGAAAUCCUGUCCGAAGACGAGGCGGCCAAGAUGGGCCGCAAAGACCCUGAGGACGAGGUGGAGAAGUUUGUGUCUGCAAACACUCAAGAGCUGGGAAAGGACAAGUGGCUGUGCCCGCUGAGUGGAAAGAAAUUUAAGGGUCCAGAGUUUGUACGGAAGCACAUCCUGAACAAACACGGGGACAAAAUUGAAGAAGUUAAAAAAGAAGUGUCGUUCUUCAACAAUUUCCUGAUGGACGCAAAGAGACCGUCUCUGCCAGAGAUCAAACUUCCUCCGCUUCCAGGCCCAGGUUUGCUUUCUCCCAACAUGCCGUUUCCUCCUCAAGGUCCUCAGGGUCCAAUGGGCUUUGGGCAACCUCGCCCCCCGCUGAUGGGCUACGGAGGUGGUCCCCCUUACCCCCCUAACCAAUAUGGUGGAGGGGGAAGAGGUAACUAUGACAACUUCCGGGGACAGGGUGGCUACCUGGGGAAGCCACGCAACAUCAGAAUGUCACGAGGCGACCCCCGCAACAUCAUCGAAUAUCGAGACCUGGAUGCACCAGAUGACAUGGACUUCUUCUAAAAGGUUCCCUCUCCGUCUUCGCCCUCGAUUUGUGUCACAAUGUGUUUUUUUAUUUUUUUUGUAGUGAUUAGCUUAUUUCUUUUCUUGAAUAUCUUUUCCUAAUUAUUGUGCAACUAGAACAAACUUCUCAUGCGAACUGGUUCCUCAAUAAAGUUGUGAUCUAACUACCUUCA